AUGACUCACAGUCCUCCACGUCAUCAUCCACAACAGAUGUACGGACAGCCUCCUCCUACGUAUUAUCAUCAUCACACGGCGAUGCCUCAAACGGCGCCGUCUUAUACGGUGAGCUACAACACGGCACAUGGGCCAGGUAACAACGGCGGGAAUGAAACGGCGUCGUAUUACGCGGCUCCUCCUCGUCAUCCGACGUCGUAUUAUUCGUAUGAGUACGUGGACAAUGGAUACGAAUCUCCACCGCCCGAAUUUUAUUCCUAUAGAUCUCAGCCGUCCGAAUCGUUUGAAGCACUCAGCGAAGGCAAUCCAAACGCUUGUUACGUUAUGUGA
Molecule: messenger RNA, 330 nt
Organism: Arabis nemorensis
Lineage: Eukaryota; Viridiplantae; Streptophyta; Magnoliopsida; Brassicales; Brassicaceae
Source: the annotation of a GenBank genome assembly